AUGGGCACUCCGCUAGCGUCGAGCGGGGAAUUGCCUCUUGCCGAUGCGAACGGGGGUGGAGUUGCUGGCGCCGCGGCUCUCCCUCCCACCCUCCUCAUGCCCUCGAACAUUGUGUGCAUCUGCCGCACGAACACCUGCUGGAGUAGAGGGAGAAGACGCAUCAUGCUUCAUAUCACGCUCUCCCUCACGCUUCACCCCACGCUCCCCCACACGCUUCACAUCAUGGUCUCCCUCACGCUUCACAUCACGCUCUCCCUCACGCUCUCCCUCUCGCUCUCCCUCACGCUUCACAUCACGCUCUCCCUCACGCUCUCCCUCACGCUCAGCCUCACGCUCUCCCUCCCGCCUGCCCUCACGCCUGCCUUCACGCCUGCCCUCAAGCCCUCCCUCACGCCUGCCCUCACGCUCUCCAUCACGCUCAUCCCCACGCUUAUGCCCUUUCUCUGGCAGUUGCUCCUUGUCAUCUACAUCUUGCACGAUUCCUGUUGCACCAGCCGCGUCUUGUCUUUCUUUCUUAUUUUUAUUGGCUCCAGCGAGGGUACCUACAACACGCAUGAACCGUCUCUCCCACUCCCUACUCAUCCGCCCCACGUCUGUCCAUGCAUAGCCUACUCUCCUACCCCCUUACCCAUCCGCGCAUCCCACGCCUGUCCAUGCACCGCCGUCCCUCCCACUCCCUUAUCCAUGCGCGCAUCGCGCGCCUGUCCAUGCUCCACUGUCCCUCCCACUCCCCAUUCCCAUUCGCGCAUCCCACGCGUGUCCAUGCAUAGCCGUCUUUCCCACUCCCUACUCAUCCGCGCAUCCCAUGCCUGUCCAUGCAUAGCCUACUCUCCUACCACCUUACCCAUCCGCGCAUCCCACGCCUGUCCAUGCACCGCCGUCCCUCCCACUCCCUUACCCAUGCGCGCAUCGCGCGCCUGUCCAUGCUCCACUGUCCCUCCCACUCCCCAUUCCCAUUCGCGCAUCCCACGCCUGUCCAUGCAUAGCCGUCUUUCCCACUCCCUACUCAUCCGCGCAUCCCACGCCUGUCCAUGCAUAGCCUACUCUCCUACCUCCUUACCCAUCCGCGCAUUUCACACCUGUCCAUGCACCGCCGUCCCUCCCACUCCCUUACCCAUCCGCGCAUUUUACGCCUGUCCAUGCACCGCCGUCCCUCCCACUCCCUUACCCAUCCGCGCAUCGCGCGCCUGUCCAUGCUCCACCGUCCGUCCCACUCCCUAUUCCCAUUCGCGCAUCCCACGCCUGUCCAUGCACAACCGGCGCUUCAUGACGUUUGUCAUCAAACAUCUGCGCAUUGGGACGUACAUGUAG
This is a messenger RNA of Closterium sp. NIES-65, 1311 nucleotides long. NCBI's taxonomy places the organism in Eukaryota, Viridiplantae, Streptophyta, Zygnematophyceae, Desmidiales, Closteriaceae. The record is from the annotation of a GenBank genome assembly.